Messenger RNA from Lachancea dasiensis, 1698 nucleotides. The record is from the annotation of a GenBank genome assembly. Lineage: Eukaryota; Fungi; Ascomycota; Saccharomycetes; Saccharomycetales; Saccharomycetaceae.
AUGACCGUAAUUCGAAAAGUAGCCAUUAUUGGCGGAGGACCAGCCGGUCUUAUAGCGGCAAAUGAUUUAACUCGACAAAGAGACCAAAAUUGGGAAAUUGUUGGUUUUGAAGCGAGGCAAAGCCUGGGCGGUGUUUGGAGCGAUAAUCCAGGUACACACAUGGAAGCAGAACAGGUAUUCCCACAAUUAGGGAGUUUAGACAACCUCGAGGGACCCUUGACACCUAGCCAAAUUUUUCAGUAUGAUUCUCCCCUGGUUGUUAACGGUAGGAUCGCCAAUUUGCGUCCUUUAUUGACAACGAGUGAGAAGAAACCAAUGCAACUAACUCGCCGUUCUCGGCUUCGCGACGGAGUGAUUAUGUCUAAAAAAAGCGGGCUUUAUGAUGACUUCAUGACUAAUGCUCCUGGGCAGCUUAUGAAGCUAAAUCAGAAAAGCAACUUGAAGGAGAAGAAGAUGGCGCCACAAACGUCUAUGGCGCCACUGGUGGAUUUAGCACAAGUUAAAGAACAAUUCCAGCAGUUUGAAAAACACUCUCAAAGCGCAGGGUGUUUUCGGCUCAAUACAUGCGUGGAAUACCUUGACAAGCUUUCGCCCAGUAAAUGGAUUAUUGUGGCUAAGAGGUCGCUGCCGGGUGCUGAGCACGAGGAGUGGUACAGCGAAACUUUUGAUGCAGUUGUGGUUGCAAAUGGCCACUUUAUGUGCCCCUACGUGCCUUUUUACAUGACAGCUGGCGAUUCUAAUGUGCACGAAUUUAACAAAAACUUUCCGAACACCUUGGUGCACGUCAGAGACUUGGAUCACUGGUACAGGAAAUCUUUACCAGCCUUAAAGCAAGAUCUUGAGAAAGCCAAGCGCAAAGUGGUGAUAGUUGGCAAGAGUUUUAGUGCAAUGGAUGUGUUGAAGCGAUUAGUCCCACUCCACAAUGCGAAUUCCAACCUAGAGAUCAUAAUAUCGACCAACACCCCUCCGUUCCCUGAAAACUCGGCCAAUCCCUUUUGUUGGUUCGACAAAUGGUUGACCGAAACCAAUAAAGUCACCUUGAAAGGCCGUAUUGCAAAAUUUGGUCAGAGAGGCGAGAAACCGAUCCUACAAUUUAAGGAUGGAUCUGUGGUCGAAGAUGUGUCCGCAGUUAUAUUUGCAACAGGUUAUCUCUACACAUUCCCUUUCAUCUCUCGCUCGCUUUUAGAGAGCUAUCGGAUUUUAGUGUCGCCCAACCCAAACGAUCCCAGUGGCUCAUCGUCGAACGCCUCUCGCGUUAGUGGCCUGUAUCUACAUACGUUCUCAAUUGCCGACCCCACCUUGGCGUUCGUCGGCAUUUCCAGCAACGCCAACUUUCAAUCGUUUAGUAUCUCCUCACAGGCCAUUGCGGGAGUGUGGUCAAAGUUCAACAGGCUCUUUGACCAACUGCAACCUCAAGACAGCCCCAUCUACGACUCUAUUUGGUCCCAGGUACUCCCUUGUGUACAAGAACAACUGAGCUGGGCGAAAGAAAGAUUAUCGCAGACAGGUAAUAAUGGUGCAUAUCAUUUUUAUUAUCCGCUCCAACUGCUCGAAAGCCAUUGGCUUCGAUACUGCAAACCGUUGUUUCCAACUGAGGAUAAAGAAGGUGGUCUUUUCCCAGCAAACUCCGCGGAACUGUCCCAGAAAGGUCUACGGAGAUUGCAGGAGUUGUUUUAUCAAGCAGUCGAUCCUAGAUGA